Miscanthus lutarioriparius is the source of this 1143-nucleotide messenger RNA. Lineage: Eukaryota; Viridiplantae; Streptophyta; Magnoliopsida; Poales; Poaceae. The record is from the annotation of a GenBank genome assembly.
AUGGGAAUGCCGGUGAUGAGGAACAAAGUAAGUCUCUCCCUUUUGUCUGAUGAUCCUCCAUCUAGGUUCCUUGAGAAGUCUGUCCUUCCGCUGGAUGCUGCACCCAUCCAUGUGAAGACAACUGGAGGAGCUCCUCGGACCAGUGUGCUGCGCAAUCCGAACAUGGAGAAGCUUCAGAAGGGCUACCUGUUCCCGGAGAUUAGCAUUAAGCAUGAAGCUCAUCUGAAGAAGUACCCUGAUGCCAAGGUCAUCAGCUUGGGCAUCGGCGACACAACUGAACCCAUUCCAAGCGUCAUAACAUCAGCUAUGGCCGAGUAUGUACUUGCGUUAUCCACUCCAGAAGGAUACCAGGGUUAUGGACCGGAGCAGGGCCAAAUGAAUCUGCGGAAGGUCAUAGCUGAGAAAGUGUACCCAGCCAUGGGGAUUAAAGAGUCCGAGGUGUUCAUCUCGGACGGAGCGCAGUGUGACAUUGCUCGCCUCCAGACGCUGUUCGGGCCCAACGUGACCAUAGCCGUCCAAGAUCCCACCUUCCCGGGUUACGUGGACAACGGCGUGAUCGUGGGGCAGACCGGCAGCGCGGACGAGGCCGGCAAGUACGCCGGCAUCGCCUACAUGCGGUGCGCGCCGGAGAACCACUUCUUCCCGGACCUCUCCCGCGCGCCGCGCACCGACGUCAUCUUCUUCUGCUCGCCCAACAACCCGACGGGGCACGCGGCGUCGGCGGCGCAGCUGCGCGAGCUGGUGGACUUCGCGCGCCGCAACGGCUCCAUCAUCGUGUUCGACACGGCGUACGCGUGCGUCGCGCAGGCCGGCGGCCUCGCCUGCCUUUCCACGGAGGAAGGCCGGGACGCCGUGCGCCGCGUCGUAGGCGUCUACAAGGACAACGCGCGGGUGCUGGUGGACACCUUCGCGUCGCUCGGCAAGGAGGUGUACGGCGGCACCGACUCUCCCUACGUCUGGGUGCGCUUCCCGGGCCACCGCUCCUGGGACGUGUUCGCCGAGAUCCUCGAAAAGACGCACGUCAUCACCGUGCCGGGCAGCGGCUUCGGCCCCGGCGGCGAGGGCUUCAUCCGUGUCAGCGCGUUCAACAGCAGGGACAGGGUGCUGGAGGCCGCAGCUAGGCUCAAGAAGUUCCUGGCCUGA